AUUGAACUGUUUCUAAUAUUACUAUUUUUGCUUUUUGCUAUCGGUCUAGCUGCAUUUUGCAUCGUGUGGUUCUUUAUCCUGGGCGCAAUGCGUCCGAUUUUCGGCUCCAACAAAAUCCGUGCAUGGAAGACUUACCUGGUUGGUUUGUUUUUGAGAAUGCUGCGCUUCUUGUGUUGUGACUUUGAACUCAGAUUGAGUGGAGAUAUGGAUAAGAUAAGAGCAACAAAGAACAGGAAAUCCAUUUACUUACAAAAUCAUCAAACCGAAAUGGACUGGCUGUAUGCCCAGUAUAUCUACCAAGCCUUUGGCAAAGAGGGAUGCUUUUCCGCCAUCAUGAAGGGUUCUUUGAGCUCCAUUCCCGUGAUCGGCUACGCGAUCCGCGAUGUCAACAUGUGCUUCCUGGACCGGAACUGGGAAAAGGACCGCCACAACCUGGACGUGUUCAUCGAGAACUUCAUCUCCGCUGCCAGCCCCAUUUCCGUUCUGCUCUGCCCGGAAGGGACCACUCUGACCCAGGAAACCUACGAGCGCUCGCAGCGGUACGCGAAGAAGGUGGAUCGUCCUUGCCUGGAGCAUUUGCUGCUGCCUCGCUCGACCGGGCUCGCUUAUCUCGUCAAGAACCUCGCCGAUGAGACCAAGCGGAGCGGCGAGGAGUUCUACAUCUACGAUACGAUGAUGCAGUUCGACGGCUACCGCGGCGAAAUCUGCGAUAACCACUAUCACCGCUCGCGCGACCUCGAUUUCCCGACGAUGCUGAGCACGCUCUACGGCGCGCUGCUGCGUAAGCGCAUCGUGUGCCACCUUCACGUCCGUGUGGUGCCUGUCUCCGAGCUGGCGGAGCCGGAUACGCCGCUGGAGGAGGUGGUGAAACGCGUGGAGAAGUGGCUGGAUGCGAGCUGGGUGGAGAAGGAAGCGCAGAUGGACUACUUCAUCGAGCAUCAGACCUUCACGGAGGACUGGAAUAACAACCUGGUGGGCGGAGGAAGGAGCGAGUGA
This is a messenger RNA of Blastocystis hominis, 996 nucleotides long. RefSeq names its product Phospholipid/glycerol acyltransferase. The transcript is spliced from 5 exons. Gene Ontology annotation, cellular component: endomembrane system. NCBI's taxonomy places the organism in Eukaryota, Bigyra, Opalinata, Blastocystidae. The record is from RefSeq and is a predicted model, not a curated record. Gene Ontology annotation, molecular function: acyltransferase activity. The coding region runs from base 88 to 996 and encodes 302 amino acids.